This is a messenger RNA of Synchiropus splendidus (mandarinfish), 5505 nucleotides long. RefSeq names its product desert hedgehog signaling molecule (gene dhh). Lineage: Eukaryota; Metazoa; Chordata; Actinopteri; Syngnathiformes; Callionymidae. The transcript has 4 exons. Gene Ontology annotation, biological process: cell fate specification; multicellular organism development; regulation of gene expression. Bases 2900 to 4294 code for a protein of 464 amino acids. Gene Ontology annotation, molecular function: calcium ion binding; patched binding. The record is from RefSeq and is a predicted model, not a curated record.
GGCGCCAGAUAGAGCCUUGGCAAAGGAGAAGGAAAGAGAUUCACUUCUUCACCCGCCCACCCUCGCUCCUCCACUUCUUUUCUUCACCCAUUGUUCGUUCGCUGAAGCCGCUCUGGCUCUGAUUAAGUUCUCCCUGCUGGUUUUGUCUUUCGAGUUGAGCUAUUUUCAUUCUGAUUAUUUGUUUUAGCUUUUGUUUUGUCGCACCUUUCCUCUGCCAGCCCCCCCAGCCCCUCCUGUCUGUCCCGGCUGGACAAGAGAGUGAAGCAGAUGAGCCUGCCGGACGCUGGGGACCUUUGAUGUUAUCGAGUCGGCAGCGGCGGCGGCGGCUGCUCUGGGGUUGGUGUGCGUCCCAGCGCUCUGCUUCUCACAGGAAAGGCGAAACUCGCUGGCUAAUCAGCUGAUAAGCGAGCGCCGGCUGCAGCCGCCCUGCGCGCACGCUCGCCCCACGCUGCGCUGGCUCAGACCAGCACGCUUGUGAAGGACAUGGCGAGUUCAGUAUCUCAGGCCCAGCUUGACCUUUGACUUGCUUGUCCGAGGUGAGGAAGUCGCACCCUCCCAGACUAUUGUCCCAAUAUCUGCCUCUUUUUUUUUUUUUUAGAACAGAACUAUUUGGCCCCAGUCUGACACCACGGGCCCCUCGCUGACCCCCGACAAGUCGCCUGGUGUGUCUCUUCUCAGGCCUGGAACUUGCCCUCCAUCCAUUCACCUGAGCAGACGGGACUGCAGCCUGGGACUCCACUGGUGACCCACAUGUGACCCCAGCGGUUCCGAAACAAAGGACACAUGACUUGAACGUCAUAUGACCGAGCGUCUUCAAAGUGAUGCAGUGGUUGAGGCCAGAGAGGGAGAGCAACCCAGUCCUCGAACACAGCGGUGAUGAUCCCAUGGACUGGCUGCCAUUCUUUCUCUCCACUCUACUGUAGAGCUCCAGUGUGUUGAUCCCUCCCUCAGUCAAAGCAGCGCUGCUGUGGUGCGCCGCGCUCCUCUUCCCACACACUCACAACCAAGAAGCCGCUCACAUGCUUCAACAACUUCCAGCUGUUUCUAAAGCUGAUGCGCCUCUAACUGGACCACACUCUUUCACCACAGAACCAGGGAGGGAGGGAGCCACCACCAGGCCAAAGACUGUCUGCAGCGCAGAGCUAACAGAGCUAACGGCUAACCUGACCUGUCUGACUUCCACUCAACUGUAUUGAUGCUCAUGGACUGUCAACGUCUUCUCUGGGCUUUAAAAGGUGGCUCUGAACAACUAAACGCACCACCAAAUACAUGUGAAGAGAGGAAGAAUCACUGUUGUUAUGAAGCAAGUUCAGGCAGAGAAGCCAAGGAUUUGUCUGGAAACUACAGUCACAUCAUGCAAAAGAGAAGUGAUCCCAUCCAAACAGUGAUUUCAAGUCAGUCAACACAUCAAUGAAGCAUGAUCUAUUGAGCCAUAUUGCCGCCUCUUUCUGGACACAUGGGAAACAAAGACAUCUUCUGCCAUGUGUUUGUGCAAACAGCCUGGCAACAGAACAAGCCAGUGUCAGUAGCUGCAGUGUUUCACCAGUCGACAGGGAGUUUCUACAGGACUUGAAGCACCAGUGAGCUUUGGCCCAGGCUCCUGUGGUGCUGUCAACCAAGGCGCCGUGGCCAGAGAGAGGGUGAAGAACCCUGCUCUAACAGCAUGAACCACCCUCCAAGGCAGUGGGCCCUCCUCACUCGACAGACGGGCCACAUGAAUCCAAACGUUUCACCAGACGCCCUGCAGGAACACCCCCCGGCACGUCCUCCCACCCUGAGUCGGAGGAGUCACCCACGUCCAAGCUAAUAAGAGAGACAUCAUGUCCAUGUCCUGCCCACAGAGGUCGGCUUCCUUCCUUUCAUGUAGAUGGACACGUCUUUCCUCGCCGGCUUUGAAGAGAAACGUUGGGGCGCAGCAGAUGAGAAAGUGCUUGUUGCUCUUUGUGAUUGAGUGGCUCAGUGCCUCAUGUCCCUCAUCUCUUCCUCUGUGGCCAUCCUCAGGACCUGGCCCUGUGGAACCUUCCAGAGGGAGUCGGACGACUCCAGUGGUGCUCAGCAGGAGCGGCGUGACAGCAGCAGUGAGUCUCCAAACAGGAAGGCAGCAGCACAAGUACGGACCAGUCAAGGCCGGACACUGGGACCUUCACAUGUGCUGAGUCAACAUCGGCUGAGACCGUCGCGCACGCACACACACACUCGCGGGUUUUGUGGUCCCUGGUCAGUGAAGGUCACCACCAGAGUCCCCAUGCUUCCAUGGCUCUGUUUGUUAGAGAUGCUGCCUUUGUUCCCACAUUUACAUUGGUUCACAAAGUCCAAACUGCAGCCGCUUCUACUCAAGAGACCUCAGGUUCUGCUUGUGGUCCUAAUGACUCACAGCAAACGUGACUCUGGUGCCGUCGCCUGCUGCUUUGAGGUCACCGUGCAUGUCAGACCUGUCGCUGACCCGUGUGUGAGUGGUAGGUGAGUGCGCGUGCGUGGCGGGCCAUUGUUGCACGUCAUCUCGCUCCUUUGUGAGAGGCGUGUGCUGGCGGAGCGGGGGCGCGCACAGGAAGGGUGGGCAGUGUGUCCGGACGCUAAAAAGACCAAUGGCCGGUGCAAGGUGGUCAGCAGCGCUGCGGCUCCUCACUGGUCGCACCCUCAAGGGGAGGAGGACCAGAACCUCUGGUUGGAGAUCUGCUGCCGCCGGGCUCGGAGUUCAGGUGUGCCAGCGACAUUUCCCUCGGAGAGCGCGCGGCAAGCGACGCCACCCGCGCGUCACCGCUUCAGUCGGCUUGGACUCGACAGUGACUGCUUUGAAACGUUCUCGAUGGGACGCUCGCUCGCGACUGCUGGACCGGACCCGAUGUGACCGGGAUGCACGAGUGCGCCGCACCUGCGCUGACCCGCUGACCCCGCCCUGAUGAGGGGCUCCCGACUGGCCCGCGGCGGCCUGCUCUCCCUCUGGACCUGCGUGUGCCUGCUGCACGGCUGCGGACCCGGACCCGGCUACGGUGUCCGACCCCGCGCCAGGAAGCUGGCAGCAAUGCACUACAAGCAGUUCUUCCCAAACUUCUCCGAGAACAACCUGGGAGCCAGCGGCAGGGCGGAAGGCAAAGUCACGCGCAACUCGGACAGAUUCAAGCAGCUGGUGUGCAACUACAACCCGGACAUCGUGUUCAAGGACGAGGAGAACACCAACGCGGACCGCUUCAUGACCAAGCGAUGCAAAGAGAGCGUGAACCGCCUGGCCAUCGCUGUGAUGAACCAGUGGCCCGGGGUGCACCUGCGAGUGACGGAGGCCUGGGACGAGGACGGCCACCACCCGCCGGGAUCGCUGCACUACGAAGGCCGGGCCGUGGACAUCACCACUGACGACAGGGACACGGAGAAGUACGGGCUGCUGGCCCAGCUGGCCGUGGAGGCCGGCUUCGACUGGGUCCACUACGAGUCCAAGUACCACGUGCACUGCUCGGUGAAAGCUGAUCACUCUGUCGCCGUGGAGAAAGGCGGGUGUUUUCCAGGCCGGGCCCUCGUCACCGUCGCCGGCCGGGGUCAGGUGACCCUGGAGUCGCUCGCCGCCGGUGAAAGCGUCAUGGCGCUUUCUGCCACGGGUCAGGUGGUUUUCAGCCGAGUCAUCUCCUUCUUGCACCGGGACCCGGACACGUGGUCUACUUUUCUGUCUCUGAGCACAGACGAGGGCUACGUGCUCACCCUCACUGCCCACCACCUGCUCUUUCUCGACCCCCGCUGCGGGGCAAACACGGGCAGGUACCGAGCUCGAUUUGCCAGCAGAGCUGAACCCGGCGCCUGCGUCCUCAUCCGUCCGCCCGGCGGUCCGGUUCGUGCGUCCAGGAUCCGCUCGCUCUCGUCCCAGCGGGCAAUGGGAGUCUUUGCUCCUCUGACACUGGAGGGAACUCUGUUCGUGGACGGCGUCCUGGCGUCCAGCUACGCCCUCGUGGAAGACCACGUCCUGGCCCACUGGGCCUUCGGACCUCUGAGACUUUUGUCUCUGCUGCUGGUAGCGGACCAUUUGACACCGGCGCGUGGACAGAACAGGAACACGAGUGACCUUCAGACUUGUGGAUUGAAAGUUGAAUGGCAGUGGAAGCGCAGCAGCCAGACGCAGGCGCAGCAGAACCCCGGGAACACGGCAGGACUGCACUGGUACGCCAGGUUCCUCUACCUGCUUGGCUCAGUCUUUUUAGAGAAAAGCUUGUGUUAUCCUGAGAGAGUGGGGGCGCGGGCCGCAGCAGCUGACUGCACCGCCGCUCUGUCAGACCGCUGCGGACCUGCGCGCUCUUGCGUGCGUCUCUGAAGGAAGCGGGUCGCUCAGCCCACUGCUCUCUUGCUCUCUUGUUUACUGGAGGUUCAAGAGAUGUCGCGAGACUAGCUUAUAUUCCUGCUAUCAUAUUAAAGGUGGAGGCGGCGCGAGCGGAAGAGCGCCGCCUGAAGGCCGUUUGUUUUCAAGUGUUCCCUGUUAUCACUUUAUUCACGCGCUUGGAAGCUCGUCAUUUACCACAGGUGCAGGCUUUUGUUCCAACCAAGCGAGAGGACGCCGCCGACCAGUCACCAGGCCGGUGUCAGUGGAUGCUCCGUCAGGUGCUGACGCCCGUCUGGGCAGCACCCGCUGCGGCCCUCUCAGUUUGACACCCUUGAUUCAAAGCGCUUCCGUGGGCUCACGGGCGCCGCCUCGCGGUCAGGACGUGGAGGACACCACUGUGUCCGAGUGGUGGUGGUGGUGCUGAUGCCUGUUGGGCCGGCCAGUGUCAGUCCGGAGCUCUGCCCGGGGGCCUCCUGGCCCGCCGCCGUUUGGUGGCAUCACGUUUCAAUUAAAGUCUUGCUCUGUAUCGCACUCUCCUCAGUGACACGUGUGUUUAUUACAGCGCCAGAAGGGUUGUUUAUGUUUGAUUUCCCGCGGUGUUUCACUGUUUUCCCACCUUGAAAUCCUCGACCUGUACUUUGCUAGUGUGACCACACGAUGUCGCUGUAGCCCACUCGCUUGUCCGUUCCCGUGCGUGAGCGAGCGAGUGUUGCGCGGGCUCGUGCGUCAUCAGUGGCGUGCUCCUCUCCUGACAGAGGGGUGAUCUGGACCAUGGUCCGCUGCCGUCUCAUCCCGAGCCGAUCAUCUGGUGUCCACCACUUCAGAGGAGGCCAGGGUCCGCGCCAGUGCGCGCCGCUGCUCCGUGGCGCACAUCUGUGGAAGUCCUCCGAGGGAUUAUCCUCGCGGAAGCAGAUGGAGCAGGACUCCCGCUGAUGACGGACCAAUGAGCGGCGGCCAGCAGCCUAAUCCCUCCCUUUAUCUGACGGCAGCAGCCAAUCGGGUGCCAGGCCUCUCAGCUCUAAUCCAAUCUUGCUAAAGCUGAAUGGGGAGCGAACUAAUCCCGUCCAGGCGCUGUAAGAACCUCUUUUCUAGAUGAAAACCUGCACGCGCUCUCACCGUGCGUGAGUGUGGGCUCCAGUCAACUCUCUCCACUGAGUGGAGAGAGUCACCCACAGGUCAGCAGAGGGUCCCAGACCUCUGCCUCC